Messenger RNA from Condylostylus longicornis, 841 nucleotides. RefSeq names its product trypsin-1-like. Gene Ontology annotation, molecular function: serine-type endopeptidase activity. Gene Ontology annotation, biological process: proteolysis. NCBI's taxonomy places the organism in Eukaryota, Metazoa, Arthropoda, Insecta, Diptera, Dolichopodidae. The transcript has 3 exons. The record is from RefSeq and is a predicted model, not a curated record. Bases 41 to 829 code for a protein of 262 amino acids.
CUUGAAUGAGCUUCGCAUUGAUAAUUUUUACGGAUUUAUAAUGAAAUUAUUUUUAAUAAUAUUUACAAUUGGAUUAUUUGGUGUUAUUACAGCUGAAAUUAAUCCACGUAUUGUUGGAGGACGUGAAGCAAAACCACAUGAAUUUCCAUUUUUAGUAUCAAUAACAUUAACAGAAACAAAUAAAAGUAAUUGUGGUGGAACAAUAUUAUCUGAUAAAUGGAUUUUAACAGCUGGUCAUUGUAUUUUUAAUAAAGAUUUAGAUGAAAUAAUUAUUAGAGCUGGAAAACAUGAUUUAACAAAAAUUGAAGAAGGAGAACAAAUACGUAAACCAGCAAAAUUUAUUGUACAUGGAGAUUUUUCACCAUGGGCUAUUGGACCAAACGAUAUUGGUUUAAUUGUAUUAGCAGAACCAUUAAAUUUUACAAAUACUGUUAAACCAAUUGAUGCUAUACCAAAAAGAAAUGAAACAUUUUCUGGUCCGGCAAUUGUUAGUGGUUGGGGUUCAACUUCUUUAACAUUAGAUCCAGAAUUUCCAGAAAAAUUACAAACAGCAACAGUACCAAUUCUACCACAUAAUAUAUGUGCAGAUGCAUUAACAGCUGUCGAUUAUACAGAAAAACAUUUAUGUACUGGACCAUUGGGUGGUAAAAUUGGUCAUUGUGGUGGUGAUUCGGGUGGUCCAUUAGUUAUUAAAGAUAAUAAUGGUAAAUUUAUGGUAAUUGGAAUUUCAUCAUUUAGUUAUACUCCAUGUGGAACAGAGAAUAUACCACCAGCAUUUACAAGAUUAUCAUCAUUCAUAAAUUGGAUGGACAGUAAAAUUGUUUAUUAAUUUUAAGUAUAA